Cornus florida is the source of this 1449-nucleotide messenger RNA. RefSeq names its product AAA-ATPase At2g18193-like. The transcript is spliced from 2 exons. Bases 1 to 1449 code for a protein of 482 amino acids. Gene Ontology annotation, molecular function: ATP hydrolysis activity; ATP binding. Lineage: Eukaryota; Viridiplantae; Streptophyta; Magnoliopsida; Cornales; Cornaceae. The record is from RefSeq and is a predicted model, not a curated record.
AUGUUCGCCCUCCCAAAAAUGCCGCCCACCGCCACCAUUUUCUCCACCUACGCCUCCUUGGCCGCCUCCAUAAUGCUCGUCCGCUCCCUCACCACGGACCUUGUACCGGACCCCAUCCGAUCCUACAUUCAAUCCGCUCUCGUCUAUUUCUUCACUCCACAUUCAAAUCAACUCACAAUCGUCAUAGAUGAGAAUUCGGGAAUUUCCCGAAACCAAGUCUAUGACGCUGCAGAAAUCUAUCUGCGUAACAAGGUCAGCCCAUCAACAGAGCGUUUCAAAGUCGGUAAGACUUCGAGACAAAAGAAUCUCAACGUGACUAUUGAAAAAAAUGAAGAAGUUGUUGACGAGUUCCAGAAUUUCCAGCUCAAGUGGAAGUUUGUGGUGAUAGAACCUAACAACAUGUACAACGAAAAGCAUUUUUUCGAGCUCGUUUUCCAUAAAAAGUACAAAGAAAAGGUACUCAACGAGUACUUGCCUUUUGUUCUGUCCAAAUCCAAGGAAAUAAGAGAUAAUGACAGGGUCGUGAAGCUCUACACGAGAGAUUGUCCUUAUGAUGAUGAUGAUGGUGGCAGCGGGGUGUGGGGGUCGAUCCACCUCGAGCAUCCGUCCACGUUUGAGACGUUGGCGAUGGAUUCGGAGAUGAAGAUGGCGAUAAUUGAUGAUUUGGAGAGGUUUGUGAAGAGGAAGGAGUUUUAUAAGAAGGUGGGGAAGGCUUGGAAGAGAGGGUACUUGUUGUAUGGUCCUCCCGGGACCGGAAAAUCGAGCUUGAUUGCUGCCAUGGCGAAUUAUCUCAAGUUUGAUAUAUAUGAUUUGGAGCUUACAAGUUUGUACUCCAAUUCUGAGCUGAGGAGGAUACUGGUUUCCACGACCAACCGGUCUAUAAUUGUAAUUGAAGACAUAGAUUGCAGUGUGGAGAUGCAAGAUAGAGAGCUCGGAAAUGAUGUUCCUAAUACCAAGUUGACAUUAUCUGGUCUGUUAAACUUCAUAGAUGGAUUGUGGUCGAGUUGUGGAGAUGAGCGAAUCAUCAUUUUUACAACGAACCAUAAGGACCGGCUCGACCCUGCCCUAUUGCGCCCUGGUCGCAUGGACAUGCACAUUCACAUGUCAUAUUGUACUAUUCAAGGAUUUAAGCUCUUAGCCUCCAAUUACCUUGGCAUCAAUGAUCAACACAGGUUGUUUGGGGAGAUAGAAAAUCUAAUAGAAAAUGUAGAGGUCACUCCUGCUGAAGUUGCCGAGGAACUAAUGAAAAGUGAGGACACUGAUGCUGCUCUAGGUGGAGUUGUUACUUUCCUCAAGCAUAAGCAGAUUAAAGCCAAUGAGAUGAAGGAAAAAAAUGGUGGAUGUGAACUUCAGGAAGGGUCUGAAGGGAAGAGGCUAAGAAACAAUAAUGCUGAAAAAAAGCUGGAAGAAACUGUAGAAAAGGAAGGGUUAGAGAAAAAUCUGAAUUGA